AUGUCGGUAGCGCCGGCAGUGAAGCGCGAGCGCGACUGCGGCGGUCCCGGCGUGAGCGGCGGCGAGGGCGAAGGCGGUGGCAGUCCAGGUCGCAAACGGCGCAAGCAAGCAGCACCGGCGCGAGCGCAGCCCCCACCACUCGAUAUUCACGCAAAAAUGGCCGACAUAUAUAAAAGCGCGCUGGCUUUUGGUGAACUUACCCUCCCUACGUUUGAUCCCCUUGCUGCCUUUCGUCUGCUACCUCGACACGACCCCCCCAGGAUCUUCAACCCUGAAGCCUAUUGCGAUCUGUGUUGUAAGGAGUUCUGCAAUAAGUACUUCUUAAAAACUCACCGAGCUAAUAAACACGGUAUUUACGACGGCGAGCCCCAAAAUCAUCCAGGAUUUCAACCACAAAUGCAGCAAACUACACCUCCUCGACGAGCUUCAGAUGAAGAAUCUGGUGGAACACCACGCCGUCUAUCACCUGACUCGGCGAGACGUGCCCGCGAAUCAGCAUUCCAGCCUGAUGUACUUCGGCGACUUGGCGUAACAAAUCCAGAAGCAUUUUGUGAAAUUUGUUGCAAGGAGUAUUGUAAUAAGUACUUUUUGCGUACUCAUCGAGAGAGAAGACACGGAGUUCCUCCUCUACGUUCACCCGCAAUGGAUACUUCACCUUUAGCAGGGACUUCACCAUCUAUACCAAUUUUACAGACAUCACCUCACAUUGAAACUCCCCCGAGAGCGCUAUCUCUACCACCACCGUUUGAUAAUGAAGAUCCUCCUGAAAUAAAACAGGAGCGCGAGGAUCGCGAAGAACUAGAAACUGUGUUACGAGAAAGUCAAACAAGCCCUCUAAAUUUGAUAGUAGAAGAGAGGGGAGCAGCGUCACCUGGGUCUGCAAGUGAAGAAUUACGCAAGCUUCAAACUAUGAUAUCACAACUAAAUGAACUUGCAGCAGAGCGACUCGUAGAUGAGCCUAACGAGGCACCUCGACCCCCUUCAUCUUCUCCCCCGCCUCAAGAUGAAAGGCGUGGCGGGGCAGGCUCGAGUUUUUGUGAGAUAUGCAACAAAGAGUUAUGCAAUAAGUAUUUUAUGCGAACACAUAUGCAACGUAUGCAUGGUAUCUCGUUGGAAAGCGGGACGCAGCUAGGAGGUGUCACGUGUGAUAUUUGCCAUAAGGAGUUGUGCAGUAAAUAUUUUUUGCGCGUACAUAAACAUAAUACACAUGGAAUUCCCGCUCCUCCCGCUCCCGCAAACGCCGCCCCCUCGGAGCCUUGUCCGUUAUGUGCUCGGCGCUUCCGCGGACCACGUGCGCUCAGAGCUCAUUUACUAGCUGAGCAUGCUCCACCUGCGCGACCACCUCCACCGCCGCCUUUACCUCCGCGACCGUUAGACCUUCUCGCACGCGACAAACCAUACGCGUGCGCUUACUGCCCGUUCACUACCGACGUUCUCGCCUUUUUGUUUGCUCACGAGCGAGCACACAUUCAACGCGCUAAUGAACAACAGGAGAGUGGAGAAAUGGAGCAAGAGGGUAGUGCUGAGCCGAGUGAAACAGGGGAAGUUGAGGCGGAAAAUGACGGUGAUGCAUACUCAUGCUCAAGAUGUGAGUUUCGUGCGGAAGGGUUUGCUGCACUCGAAGCCCAUGUCAGGUCGACGCACGGCGGUGCAGGUGCGCUGCUGGCAGUGCCACGAGCGCCACGUGCGCCCCUUACAAUGCAACCCUUCGUGCUAGAGGAGGCGGGCGGCGCGCUCAGUCUCCUGCCGGCACUCGUGUUCUUGCCGGUGCGCCGCCGUGCUACUCGCCGUGCCACCGUCACGCUCACGCUAACGCCUGCCUAG
Messenger RNA from Pieris brassicae (large cabbage white), 1824 nucleotides. RefSeq names its product zinc finger protein 628-like. The transcript has a single exon. The coding region runs from base 1 to 1824 and encodes 607 amino acids. The record is from RefSeq and is a predicted model, not a curated record. Lineage: Eukaryota; Metazoa; Arthropoda; Insecta; Lepidoptera; Pieridae.